GCCUUCCCAACAGAACUCUGUCCUCUACUGCAGCUGAUGCAACCUGGCCACCUCCCGGCAAUCCGCUUACUUGCAAUCAAGGGUUCAGGUGCAAGCUGAUGCUGACUCAGCCCGUUCCAUUAAGAGCUAAGAAGCAAGAAGAAAUUGGGGCGCCAUGGGGAAAGCCCGCAGGCCCCCACCAGGGCACCACAGGCAUUGUGAGGGAUGCUUCAACCGCCACUGCCACAUUCCUGUGGAACCCAACACCUCCUGCCUGGUAAUAAGCUGCCACCUGCUCUGUGGUGCCACCUUCCACAUGUGCAAAGAGGCAGAGCACCAGCUCCUCUGCCCUUUAGAGCAGGUUCCGUGCCUCAACUCUGAAUAUGGCUGCCCUCUGUCCAUGUCCCGCCACAAACUGGCCAAGCACCUGCAGGUGUGCCCCGCCAGCGUGGUCUGCUGCUCCAUGGAGUGGAACCGCUGGCCAAAUGUGGACUCUGAAACCACCCUUCAUGAGAACAUCAUGAAAGAGACCCCCAGUGAGGAGUGUUUGGACACAGCCCUGGCCCUGCAGGACCAGAAGGUCCUCUUCAGAUCCUUGAAAAUGGUGGAACUUUUCCCAGAAACUAGAGAGGCUACUGAGGAGGAACCAGCUAUGAAUGGUGAAAACAGUGUGGAGGAAAUGGGAGGAGCAGUGGGUGGAGUGGAUAUCGGUUUGGUACCACAUGGUCUGUCAGCAACUAAUGGGGAGAUGGCAGAACUAAGUCAAGAAGAACGGGAGGUGCUAGCCAAAACCAAAGAAGGGAUGGACCUGGUCAAGUUUGGCCAGUGGGAAAAUAUUUUCAGCAAAGAGCACGCAGCCUCUGCUUUAACAAAUUCAUCAGCGAGCUGUGAGAGCAAGAACAAGAACGGCCCAGAGAAAGAACAGAUUUCCAGUGGCAAUAACAUAGUAGAAGGAGAGGGUGCCCCCAAAAAGAAAGAACCACAGGAAAAUCAGAAGCAGCAGGAUGUUCAUACAGCUGUGGAAACCACAGGGCUUGCCCCUUGGCAGGAUGGUGUUCUGGAAAGACUGAAAACAGCUGUGGAUGCAAAGGACUAUAACAUGUAUCUAGUGCACAAUGGGCGGAUGCUGAUUCACUUUGGUCAGAUGCCUGCUUGUACACCCAAGGAGAGAGACUUUGUUUAUGGCAAGCUCGAGGCUCAGGAAGUUAAGACUGUUUACACCUUCAAAGUUCCUGUGAGCUACUGUGGAAAGCGAGCUCGACUUGGAGAUGCCAUGUUGAGUUGUAAGCCAAGUGAACACAAGGCAGUGGAUACUUCAGAUUUGGGGAUCACUGUGGAGGACCUGCCCAAAUCAGAUCUCAUCAAGACCACCCUCCAGUGUGCUUUGGAAAGAGAACUCAAAGGCCACGUCAUCUCUGAAUCCAGAAGCAUUGAUGGGCUGUUCAUGGAUUUUGCCACACAAACAUACAACUUUGAGCCAGAACAGUUUUCCUCUGGGACAGUGCUGGCUGAUCUAACCGCUGCCACCCCAGGGGGACUCCACGUGGAGCUCCACAGCGAGUGUGUGACCAGGAGACACAACAAAAGCAGCUCUGCCUUCACUUUCACUUGCAACAAAUUCUUCAGGAGGGAUGAGUUCCCCCUGCACUUCAAGAAUGUCCACACAGACAUUCAGUCAUGUCUCAAUGGCUGGUUCCAGCAUCGAUGCCCCCUCGCCUACUUGGGAUGUACAUUUGUUCAAAACCAUUUCCGUCCCCCAGGGCAAAAGGCAAAAGUAAUCUAUAGCCAGGAGCUCAAGACCUUUGCCAUUAAGCCGGAGGUUGCUCCAGAGCUGAGCGAGGGAAGGAAGAACAACCAUCUUUUGGGUCAUGGAGGAAAAGGCCAGAAUUCUUUAACCAGCCUGCCCCUGGAGAUUUUGCAGUACAUUGCUGGGUUCUUGGACAGUGUCAGCCUGGCCCAGCUCUCCCAGGUGUCUGUGCUGAUGAGGAAUAUCUGUGCCACUUUGUUACAAGAGAGAGGAAUGGUCCUUUUGCAAUGGAAGAAGAAGAGAUAUUCCCAUGGAGGCACCUCCUGGAGAGUCCACAGAGAGAUCUGGCAGUUCAGCAGCCUAUUCUCCAAAAUCAAGAGCUGGGAGUUUAAUGAAGUCACCUCCAUGUCUGAGCACCUGAAGUCCUGUCCUUUCAACAUUGUAGAGCACAAAACUGACCCGAUUCUUUUGACCAGCAUGCGUCAGCCCCGUGAGCAGGCCCGAGAGAGCUUAGUCUCCACCUUUAGAGUCAGACCACGAGGAAGAUACGUCUCCUAAAAAUUUAGAUGCCACUCGAUGCACCCUUCUUGGAUUUCUUCUCGGAGUUCCUGAAGUAGGACAGAGUGUGGUUUUGAGGACUCCCUUCUGUAAACUGCCUAUUUGCUUAUCGGGGUGUAUUGGAACACACAAUGUCCUUGGAAACCUCAACACAAGGCCUAAGAAUUUCCUAAGCCAUGUCUUGUACCAUAGUGCCACAUUGAUGACUUGUUUCCUUUUUUCUUUUCUUUUCUUUUUUCUUUCUUUCUAAAAUAGAUUGGUCUGAGAAGAAAAUAAGUAAUUUGAGGCCAUUUGGAAGAUGGACCCAAUUUCUUAAGCGAUGAGAGAGCACGAAAUUCCAUAACCAGUACAGGCCUGUGCUUUUACAUGGGCUUUUUAGUUCACAAAGCACUUUCAAAUUUAUGGGACAGGAAACGCAGGAUGGGACUAAGGAGCAGACAGUUACUCCCCAGGGAAUGCAGGAUGAAGGGAAAAAAGCUGGAGGCUCUGGAGCUGGGUCUGUUUUGACUGUCAAGUCCGGGGCUCGUUUUGGUUAUUCUACUGCCUCUAGGCCAGGGUAGUCCUAACACAGCCUGACAUAGGAGAGCCCCUGGCUGAGCAUGGCAGCCUUGAAGACACCACAGGCCAAAACAUGAGGGGCAGAAACGGGAUCACAGAGUCUGUUGUUAGAAUCUUGGCAACAUACAGCAGGAAAGCCUUGAUAAAUGGGGAGUCCAAAGGAGACACCAUAUUUAUGGAGAACAUUAGGACAAAAAGUCACCAACUUACUUUGUAACAUUUUAAUAAUGACUUAAGGGUCAAGAUUUUUUUCUUCUGAAAAUUAUGUUCUGAGUUAGGCAGAAUAUAGGCAUGGCCCUGGGCCACCCUGUGCUAUCUGAAAUGACCUCAAUACACUAAUGCCAACCUCAGCGUCAUGCUAGAAUGCACAGGGCAGCCCAGGGAGACCACACCUUUGGCGAAGUCCAGACAAGGCCCACUGCAGUUCCUAUGGCGCCAGUCACCAGCUCCUAGACACCACUUGGGUACCCCAUUGGGGUCUUGGAGAGGAAGACACGUGAACAUAAUGGCUCCCUGAAAUUGCUCCUACCCAUCCAUAUUUCUGGUCAUGCUUUCAGUCUGACAAAAAUGGAUGAUACUACUGUUUUUGGUAACAAACAGUGAAUAUUCAUAAGAACAAAAGUAAUAGAAAAAAAGACACAGUAGAAACUGGCAUCCCCUAAAGCAGGGCUUCUUAGCCUUGGAACUAUUGACAUUUUUAAAUAGAUAAUUCUUUUUUUUUUUUUUUGGUGGGGGUGAAGAGGGGUUGGAGUUUCACUCUUGUUGCCCAGGCUGGAGCACAAUGACAUGAUCUCGGCUCACUGCAACCUCCGCUUCCUGGGUUCAAGCGAUUCUCCUGCCUCAGCCUCCCGAGUAACUGGGAUUACUCGCCUGGCUAAUUUUGUAUUUUUAGUAGAGACGGGGUUUCUCCAUGUUGUUCAGGCUGGUCUCAAACUCCCGACCUCAGGUGACUCGCCUGCCUUGGCCUCCCAAAGUGCUGGAAUUACAGGUGUGAGCCACUGUGCCCUGCCUGAACUGGAUAAUUCUUUGUUGCAAGGGACUGUUCUGUGUACUACAGGAUACUUGGCAGCAUCCUUGGCCUAUCCAUUAAAUGCCAGUAGCACCCCCACAGUGGCAACAAUCAAAAAUGUCACCAGACAUUGCUAAAUGUCAGGGAGCAAAAUGGCUCCCCGUUGAAAAUCCCUAAAGGAUGUCACACUAGUGACAAUAAGUUAGGAUAUGCUUAUUUUUUAGUACAGCAAAAUCUUAUCGCACAUAGCUAUCCACAAUAGUUAUGAUUUAAUGCAGCUCUUUAUUUAUGAAAUAGGUUUUAGACAUGUGGUGAUUUUAAGUUGGGAACCAGAAGGAAGUGAUUUGUUUGGUAUGGCUUCAUGUCCUUCAGCCACACACAAGAAUGUAUCCUUUCAGCUCUCUUUGGUUAUACCUGAAGCCAGGAGCGCUGAGUUAUUAGCCUUGUGUUUAUAUUCCUCUCACUGCAACUAGUGUCAUUUUCCCAGCAGUCCUAGCAGUCCUCAAGCAAGUGGGAAAUAGGAAAAGAAAAGGACAGGCAUUGUAGGGAAGCAGAGGAUAAAGAAUUUAGCCAACAAAAGAAACAAUCUAGUUAAUCUGGGUGCUUUUAUUUCCUGGGUUCUCUCUAAACAUGGUUCAGAGCUGGUGUAGAUGAAGUAGGUGAAACCUCUGAAAAGAGUCAAGAAGGCAGUAGAGCAAGUCCCAGACCAGAAAUAUGCUCAUCUUUUCAUCGUAAUGUGCCACUCGGUACUAUUUGGUAAUGUCACUCUAUUUUUCCUAAUCCCAUCCUUUGGUUUGUAUUUCAUAUUUGUAUAUAAGGCACCAUUUUCUAAAAAUAUGACUAGGGUGUGACCUAAGGUUUUAUUCCGUGAAGAUGAGUAACUGGAAAGAAGCUAACACUGCAGUGGGAAGGAAGGAAGAGAGUUGUCCAGGUGGUAGUUUGACGUGUUUUGAAUCUAGUCCUUCCUACAUGGAGGAUAAAAGCUCCUAAAGUCCACUCUGGGUUUGUGAUUUUAAUAGAAAUAGAAAGGGAAACUAUAGACCAAUGGAGAUGAAAAUCAGGGGCUAUGGAUGGAUGGAGGAGAAACAAGGUGCUACAAAGAGAAAGGAAGAGGGCAGAAGGCUUUCCCUUCCCAAACUGGGUAAGUGGGGGAAGCCUCAGUUCAGGAGAGUGGCACUGCCCACAACUGCUUUGUGGGUUGCACACUUCCAGCCGCACUCUCCCCCUCCAGUUGCUGCCUUCAGAGCCGUACUGAAGCAUGAGCUUCAAUAAGACAAGCACACUUCAUAGUAAGAGGGCAGUGGCACCAAAGCCUUUCAGAGCAACUAUGGAUUAGACAGAAAUGAUUUGUGAGAGGAAGCUGGAGUGAACAGCAUGAACAGCGAGUGUUACCUGACAGAGGCAAGACAGCUACAUGUGGCUUCAGAUUUAGAAACAGCUGAGGGGAGCAAAGAGGGACUGUGUACACAGGGAGUGAAGAUGUCUAUGGGCAGAGCCCUUGGUGAGUAUCAUCACCAAGAAAGGCAGUCCAGAGUAGAGAUUAGCCAAAUAUGGAGGCUGAGGUCUGUAGAACUGGGCCAGAGAAGACCUUGCUGCCUUAGUAGCAUAAGGGUCUGGAAAAGAAGUUUCUAUCUCACAACAAAGGAAAAAGUGAAAAGCAAGGUGGAACUUGAAGAUGUGUCACGAAAAUCACUAUAAAAGUCUGAUUUAUGUGUGAUGUCAAAUCAAACUGAAAUGAAGAAUGAGAUUGAGUAUAUUUGUGGUGACUGACCUCCGUAUACUAGAAACCUCAGUGUCUCUAGAAGAGGAAAUAAAAGCUGCUUUGCACUCUGAAAGGCUAAUUGGGUGAAUCUUAUAAGUUAGGUCUAGAGACAGAUGUGUGAUUCACAGGCAUAGAAGUUGUUGCUGAAACCAAGUGUGUAUCAUGAAGAAAGACCAGAGCACAAGCCCGAGACCAAACUUGUCCAACCUGCCUUAUUGUGGUGUUGUUCUGUUUUGUUUUCUUUUGUUUUAGGCUUUUAGCAGCCUGAAACCAUGGUUUUUAGUUUCUGUCUCUAGUGAUAAGCAGAAAAGAGGAAUGAGAAAGGGACUUUACUGGCCCAACCAGAAACAGAAACUACGAACCCACGGCUGAAUUCGCUCCCUUGGACACCCUGCUGGGCAGCUCACCAACUCUAUGAAGCCCUGGAGCAACUAACUGUGGGUCUUAGCAACUCAUUCUAGCUCCUCCUCGAUCCCAAUGCCUUCUCCAUCUUUUCUUUCUUUCUUUUUUUUUGAGACAGGGUCUCCCUCUGUCGCCCAGGCUGGAGUGCAGUGGUGUGAUCACAGCUCAUUGAAGCCUUGACUUUGACUUCCCAGGCUCAGGUGAUUCUCCCACCUCAGACUACUGAGUAGCUGGGACUAUAGGCCCACACUACCAUGCCCAGCCAUUGCUCAGGCUGAUCUGUUUUGGACUGGGUUUAAAAUGCAGCCUAAGGAGGCCAGGUGCAGUGGCUUAUGCCUGUAAACCCAGCACUUUGGGAGGCUAAGGGGGGCGAUCACCUGAGGUCAGGAGUUCAAGAUCAGCCUGGCCAACAUGGGGAAACCCCAUCUCUAUUAAAAAUACAAAAAUUAGCUAGGCAUGGUGGCGCACGCCUGUAGUCGCAGCUACUCGGGGGGCUGAGGCAGGAGAAUCUCUUGAACUCAGGAAGUGGAGGCUGCAGUGAGCUGAGAUCACGCUGCGGCACCCCAGCCUGGGUGACAGAGCAAAACUC
This is a messenger RNA of Symphalangus syndactylus (siamang), 6604 nucleotides long. It is a transcript of the gene FBXO40, whose product is annotated as F-box protein 40. NCBI's taxonomy places the organism in Eukaryota, Metazoa, Chordata, Mammalia, Primates, Hylobatidae. The record is from RefSeq and is a predicted model, not a curated record. Gene Ontology annotation, cellular component: cytoplasm. Gene Ontology annotation, molecular function: protein binding; ubiquitin protein ligase activity; zinc ion binding.